Corvus hawaiiensis (hawaiian crow) is the source of this 1518-nucleotide messenger RNA. RefSeq lists its product as uncharacterized. The transcript is spliced from 2 exons. The record is from RefSeq and is a predicted model, not a curated record. NCBI's taxonomy places the organism in Eukaryota, Metazoa, Chordata, Aves, Passeriformes, Corvidae. Bases 476 to 1213 code for a protein of 245 amino acids.
UUUGCCAAGAGGUGAAGUAUCAGAGUGGUAAGAAAUAUGUCAUUUAUAGUCAGACAGAAUCAUAUAUUCCAGUCUGUCAUACUUAAUUUCUGAAGCUCUGGAAAUGGAUUAAAGACAGUGCAAGCUCUGAAAAUCAUUAUUUUCCCUUUUACCAUGUAGUAGUGAAGCCCUUUCCCAGGAUGCCUUCUGGAAGCUCCAGGUCUUGUUAGGAUCAUAUUUAACAGGACCACAGAAGACUGCACUUUUCCACUGCAGACCAAUUUUAUUCCAGAACUCAAAUGCAAAUUAAUUCAGUAAAACCCUUUCAGAGCAUUUUAUACAGCAUUAUGUGUCAUUAUCUCCAGAGUGAUGCAGCUUGAAUUGUUUACACAAAGUCAAAAUAUUGACACAGACCUGUUUAUGUUGCAUUUUAAGCAGUUGCCCUGACUGUGAUGAACUUUUCCUUAUGAAGUAAUUUGAUCACUAGUCACAUCACAUGUACCUUCAGAGUACUCAGAAGCCCCAGCCCAAAGAGCACAUUAUGGAGGAAAACUUAAUUUCCUGUGUGACCAAGGUUAGACUCUUCAACUUUCCAGAUGCCAAUCCAACCUGUGAGUUGUUGCACGGUGUUAUCCCAGUGGACAUUCCUGGAGGCUGUGGUGUGGUCCAUGGAGCCACGUGGUCUGGUGAGCAGUGGCAGUUCCAUAGCCAGAGAACUGGUCUGGCAGUGCCUGUGCCCAGCUUCCCCUCCACCCCAGCCUGGGGAGCUGUAAGAGACAGUCUGAAGAUCCCUCAUCUGCCUCACGAUCAUCGCCAAGGACAGAGACUGAACACAGGAGUCCUGGCCUGGCUGAGGUGGGAUGUCUGCCAACUGUUGCCUGCGGGUGUGCCCGCUGGGAACUGGUACGCAUUCCUGAGGAAAAUUAGUGCAGGUCACAGUGGACUGCACCAUGCUUGCUGCCCAGGCGGGAAGGGCUGCGCUGAUGCGGAAAGGAAUGACAUGUCCUGUACACCUGUCCUGUACCUGUUUCCCAAAGCAACGGGCCUCAUAACAACGGCUGUAGAUUUCCCCACCUCUUGGGGAAAAGGGGGAGAUGUGGAGAUACAGCUAGAAAGCAGAAGCGAGAGCACUGCUAAACUGAUGCCAGAAGUAGACACGCUAACGCUGCUAGGCCGCAAACCACGGCAGGCAGUACGGCCUAUAAAAGGCAUGCUUGGUAUGUACCUGUGGUAGUGCUGGCUUCUAGUUUUGCAAUGCUAUUACGAAACAUAGAUAUGGUCUUGGCCAGUUGCCCCUCGCUUCAGAAAAGGGCUAUAAAGGGACUGAGAUAAUGGAGAUGAGAUCUCCUCACAGAAAGAAGGUGAAUCUAUUGGCAGAAGACCACGAGGAUUUCGUCCCAUCCGUUGGUAGCUAUCCCCGCCCCCUUCUUCCUCUCUACUCUUACUUUGUUUUCUUUAUCUCUCUCUCCUCUAUCGCAUUACCAUGUUGUGGGUACUUAAUAAAGGUGCACUGUUUUGAUUAGAACUGAAAUCCCUUGU